CCCGCCGCCGUCCUGCCGGUCCUCGGGACGCGGCUGGGCUCCGUGUGGCGCCACGCGCGCCCCCCGCAGCCCCGCUAGUGAGUCCUCGCAGCCUGGAGGGAGGGGGACGUCUGGGGUGUCGGAGAGGACUCCGGGUACCCACUCCUGGCCCCGUUUCCAGAAACUUCCAGAUGCUGCUGCUAGGGGUGGUGGGAGCAGCCGUGGGACGCGUGGCCGGGAGCGGGGGUGACAGCCUGGGAUUCCGGGGUCUUCUCUUCCUUGCCCUCCUCUCCUCUCUAUUCCCAGUGUGGCCGUGGCUGACACUAAAGACUUUGUAGCCAUCAACCCGAGUGCAGUUUCGAUGGAAAAUGAAGGUUGCACGUUUUCAAAAAAUACCUAAUGGUGAAAAUGAGACAAUGAUUCCUGUACUGACAUCAAAGAAAGCAAGUGAAUUACCAGUCAGUGAGGUUGCAGGCAUUCUCCAAGCUGAUCUUCAGAAUGGCUUAAAUAAAUCUGAAGUUAGUCAUAGGCGAGCCUUCCAUGGCUGGAAUGAGUUUGAUAUCAGUGAAGAUGAACCACUAUGGAAGAAGUAUAUUUCUCAGUUUAAAAAUCCCCUCAUUAUGCUGCUUCUGGCUUCUGCAGUCAUCAGUGUUUUAAUGCAUCAAUUUGAUGAUGCUGUCAGUAUCACUGUGGCAAUACUUAUUGUCGUCACUGUGGCCUUUGUUCAGGAAUAUCGUUCAGAAAAGUCUCUAGAAGAAUUGAGUAAACUUGUGCCACCAGAAUGCCAUUGUGUACGUGAAGGAAAAUUGGAACAUACACUUGCCCGAGACUUGGUUCCAGGUGACACAGUUUGCCUGUCUGUGGGGGACAGAGUUCCUGCGGACUUACGCUUAUUUGAGGCUGUGGAUCUUUCCAUUGAUGAGUCCAGUUUGACAGGAGAGACAACUCCUUGUUCUAAGGUGACAGCUCCUCAAGCAGCUGCUACUAAUGGAGAUCUUGCAUCAAGAAGUAACAUUGCCUUCAUGGGAACGCUGGUCAGAUGUGGCAAAGCAAAGGGUAUUGUCAUUGGAACAGGAGAAAAUUCUGAAUUUGGAGAAGUCUUUAAGAUGAUGCAAGCAGAAGAAGCACCAAAAACUCCUCUGCAGAAGAGCAUGGACCUAUUAGGCAAACAGCUGUCCUUUUACUCCUUUGGUAUAAUAGGUAUCAUCAUGUUGGUUGGCUGGUUACUAGGAAAAGACAUUCUGGAAAUGUUUACUAUUAGUGUAAGUUUGGCUGUAGCAGCAAUUCCUGAAGGUUUGCCUAUUGUGGUGACAGUGACACUAGCCCUUGGUGUUAUGAGAAUGGUGAAGAAAAGGGCCAUUGUGAAGAAACUACCUAUUGUUGAAACGCUGGGCUGCUGCAAUGUGAUUUGUUCAGACAAAACUGGAACCCUGACGAAGAAUGAAAUGACUGUUACUCACAUCUUUACUUCAGAUGGCCUGCAUGCCGAGGUUACUGGAGUUGGCUAUAAUCAGUUUGGUGAAGUCAUUGUUGAUGGUGAUGUUGUUCACGGAUUCUAUAACCCAGCUGUUAGCAGAAUUGUUGAGGCGGGCUGUGUGUGCAAUGAUGCUGUAAUUAGGAACAACACUCUGAUGGGAAAGCCAACUGAAGGAGCCUUAAUUGCUCUUGCAAUGAAGAUGGGACUUGAUGGACUACAACAAGACUAUAUCAGAAAAGCUGAAUACCCUUUUAGUUCUGAGCAAAAGUGGAUGGCUGUUAAGUGUAUACACCGAACACAGCAGGACGGACCGGAAAUUUGUUUUAUGAAGGGUGCUUAUGAACAGGUGAUUAAGUAUUGUACUAUGUACAACAACAAAGGACAGACGUUGGCACUUACCCAGCAGCAGAGAGAUUUGUACCAACAAGAGAAGGCACGGAUGGGCUCAGCAGGACUCAGAGUUCUUGCCUUGGCUUCUGGUCCGGAACUGGGACAACUGACCUUCCUUGGCCUGGUAGGAAUCAUUGAUCCUCCUAGAACUGGUGUGAAAGAAGCUGUCACAACACUUAUUGCCUCAGGAGUCUCGAUCAAAAUGAUCACUGGAGAUUCACAGGAGACUGCAAUUGCAAUCGCUAGUCGUCUGGGAUUGUACUCUAAAACUUCCCAGUCAGUGUCUGGAGAAGAAGUGGACACGAUGGAGGUCCAGCAGCUUUCACAGAUAGUGCCAAAGGUUGCAGUAUUUUACAGAGCAAGCCCAAGACACAAGAUGAAAAUUAUUAAGUCUCUACAGAAGAACGGGUCAGUUGUAGCCAUGACUGGAGAUGGCGUGAAUGACGCAGUUGCCCUGAAGGCUGCAGACAUUGGGGUUGCAAUGGGCCAGACUGGCACGGAUGUUUGCAAAGAGGCUGCAGACAUGAUCUUGGUGGAUGAUGAUUUCCAAACCAUAAUGUCUGCAAUUGAAGAGGGUAAAGGCAUUUAUAAUAACAUUAAAAAUUUUGUUAGAUUUCAGCUGAGCACGAGUAUAGCAGCAUUAACUUUAAUCUCAUUGGCUACGUUAAUGAACUUCCCUAACCCUCUCAAUGCAAUGCAGAUAUUGUGGAUUAAUAUUAUUAUGGAUGGACCCCCAGCUCAAAGCCUUGGAGUAGAGCCAGUGGAUAAAGAUGUCAUUCGAAAACCUCCUCGAAACUGGAAAGACAGCAUUUUGACAAAAAAUUUGAUACUUAAAAUACUUGUUUCAUCAAUAAUCAUUGUUUGUGGGACUUUGUUUGUCUUCUGGCGAGAGCUUCGAGACAAUGUGAUAACACCACGGGAUACAACAAUGACUUUCACUUGCUUUGUGUUUUUUGACAUGUUCAAUGCACUAAGUUCCAGGUCUCAGACCAAGUCUGUGUUUGAGAUUGGACUCUGCAGUAAUAAGAUGUUUUGCUAUGCAGUUCUUGGAUCCAUCAUGGGACAGUUACUUGUUAUUUACUUUCCUCCACUUCAGAAGGUUUUUCAGACCGAAAGCCUAAGUAUACUGGAUCUGCUGUUUCUUUUGGGUCUUACCUCGUCAGUGUGCAUUGUGUCUGAAAUUAUAAAGAAGGUUGAAAGAAGCAGGGAAAAGAUCCAGAAGAAUGCUAGUUCGACAUCAUCGUCUUUUCUUGAAGUAUGAUGCAUAUUGCAUUUUUUUUUUUUUUAAUUUGCAAACUAGGAAUUGCAGUCUGAGAAUCAUUUAGAAGGGCAAGUUCAAGAAGAUAAUGAAGAUUUAAGGACUUUUUAACUUUCCAUUGACUAAAAAUGAAUAUUAAUGUUAAAGACUUGAUUUGAACCUUUAACCUGUUGGUAGUCCCAAGUGAAAUUAUGCAACUUUGAUAACACCUUCCUUGAUUUGAAUUGGCUUUUUCAAUUGAGUGGAACUUUAUAAACAUAUGGGCAAGUACUGAACUAAAAAAUACAAAAGGCAAAACCUGAACCACCUUCUGCACUUAAAGAGCUCUAAUGUACAAAUACACUAUCUGUCUUAGAUGGAUAUAAAUAUUUUUUUUUAUUUUUAAAUAUUGUACUAUUUAUGGUGGUGGGGCUUUCUUACUAAUACACAAAUAAAUUUAAUCAUUUCAAAGGCAUUCUAUUUGGUUUAUAAAUUGCCAGGAGUGCCAUAUUUCAGUUACUGUUUCCUUUUUCCUGCAACCUAAGCAGACUGACACCUUGUGUUACCAUUUUUGUAUUUUAAGGUUUUUGUUUUGUUUUGUUUUGUUUUGUUUUGCACAGGAUGCAACCACUGUCUGAUCACUGUUCUUUCUUUUUGUGACUGAAAAGCAUAUACUGCAAUUGAAGUAAAUGUUUGCUCUUCUUAUUAAGUGUAAAUGGUUGUUUUUUUGUAGUUGUUCUGUUUUUCAUAGAGGUAUGAGUCUUUGGUCUAACAGAAUUGUUUCAUGGCUGUCAUUGGUAUUGCAGUUAAAGUAAUUGUACUUAAUGCACAGUCAUAGAGUCAAAAAAAAGUUAAGACUCGGUUGGAAUUUAUAACAGAUUAUAUUAAUAUGUCUUUGUGUUUAUCUUAGUUUAAUACAAAUAUACUUUGUCAGUAUCA
Messenger RNA from Psammomys obesus (fat sand rat), 4022 nucleotides. It is a transcript of the gene Atp2c1, whose product is annotated as ATPase secretory pathway Ca2+ transporting 1. NCBI's taxonomy places the organism in Eukaryota, Metazoa, Chordata, Mammalia, Rodentia, Muridae. Gene Ontology annotation, cellular component: endoplasmic reticulum; plasma membrane; Golgi membrane. The coding region runs from base 348 to 3107 and encodes 919 amino acids. The record is from RefSeq and is a predicted model, not a curated record. Gene Ontology annotation, biological process: calcium ion transmembrane transport; intracellular calcium ion homeostasis; manganese ion transport. The transcript is spliced from 28 exons. Gene Ontology annotation, molecular function: P-type calcium transporter activity; ATP binding; ATP hydrolysis activity.